AUGAAUAACUUUUUAUUAUCAAUAGAUUAAUUUGGAAUUGAGGAACGAGUACUCUUCUAAAGAUCAAUAUCUACAAAGAGGAGUGCAUUUGGUGGACUGAUGACUUUGUUUCUCUACGGGAUCAUUCUUUCAUAUGGCUUAUAUUAAUUGAUUGAUUGGAUCGAGAACAAUAAGUUACCUAAAGUCACAUCCACCUCAAUAUAAAUUAAUCAUUCAGAAACUGUCCAGGGCUUUGGUAAAUUCUCAGAGAUUUGUUACCUUCAAUAAAUGUCUAAUCGCAUAGAUCCAUUCAAUCCAAAGUAACUUAUAUACUACCCGAUUUUAAUGAUAAAUCCUUCAUAAGUAUAUUAUUCAUUAUUACUUUUUAGUAAUAAAUUGACGGUAUUGUAUUUGAAUAAGAAAUUUUAGAUAGUGGUAAAGUUGUUAAUAAGUUUGUUUUAUAUGAUAUUGAAUUAGUAGGAUCUCCACUUUAAUCUUAAUAAUUGGCAUAAAAAGACUAUCAACUCACUUUUAAGAGAUGUAAUCCAGAUAAAAUAUAGAAGGGAAUGCAAUGUGCUGAUGAAACUACCUAUAAUUUAUACAAAGAAUAAUAAAAUCUAUUCUAGAUUUAAAUUUAUAUUUAGCAAUUCAAUAUCAAAACUAAAUAAUUGGACAAAAUUCCAAAAUUUUACGUUAUAAAUAUGUUGGAGGAUAAAUUGAUGUUUUAUAAUUUUUAACUUGAAUGUAGCCUGAUUUCUAUAGAUGAUGGAAUCUUAUUCCCUAAUUCUAGACAAUAAACAUUCUUCUAUAAUAUGUAGUAACUAGUUUAAGCAUAUGAUGCAGAUUAUACCAAUAAGUAUUUUUCUAAGGACAUAGUGAUGAUCUUGUAUUAUACAUUGGAUUAGAUUAAAUAGGAAACACUUUAUGAAUACCCUAAAAUAUCAGAAAUUCUUGCAGAUACAGGUUCCAUAGUAAGUUGGUUUUUCUCAUUAUCAUAUAUUGUGACUCUGUAUAAUAAAGAACUUAGUAUGCAAAGUAUUAUUACAGAAAUCAUAUAAAUGUACUAUAAUGAUGUUAAAAAUUUAUCAAUUAAGAAAAAUUGGUAUGGAAAAGUAACUGAAAUUUCAUUUAAGGACAAAUCUUGUGAUAAUAUAAAAAUGUAAAAACUUUUAAAGAAAUUAGAAGAACUGGCAAUUUAAAAAUUAGAUUAUAAAAAUAUUUUACUCGAAUUAUCGAAGUAUUAAAAUUUAUAUAAAAAUAGAUUAUAAAAUUUAUUGGUCAGAUAAUUGGGAUGGGAGUAAAUAUAGUAAUAAUUAAUUCAAUCAUAAAAAUUAGAAUCUCUAAUUGAUAAAUAUGGACUAUAAGAUCAAAAAGACAGCUCUCAUGUUGCUAAUUUAAUAGUAAUAAUCAAUAUAUUAUCCUAAGUUCCCCUAAGGAGAAUUAUCAAAUAUGAAUUUAAAACAGCAGGAGGGCUUAGAAGGUGAAUCUAACCUAAAUAUUGAAUAAUCACUUGUAUAGGAACUAGAAAAAUAAGUUUGUCUGUUUAGUUACCUAGAUAAUUUAAAAAUAUUGAUUGAAGACAAAACAUCAUUAAUAGAUUUUAAAGAUAACCAUCAAAUUCAAAAAUUUAAUUCAAAUAUAUUACGUAUAGAAAAUUGUUCAUCAUUUCAAUGA
Paramecium octaurelia is the source of this 1653-nucleotide messenger RNA. Lineage: Eukaryota; Ciliophora; Oligohymenophorea; Peniculida; Parameciidae. The record is from the annotation of a GenBank genome assembly.